GAUGAAAACAGACUGUUGCAGAGAGGAAAGGAUGCUGCUGCUGUUAGGACACACACACACACACACACACACACACACACACACACACACGGAUUCAUCUGACCAACAUUAGCGACAUUGUUAUUAUUAUUCUAUUAGUGACCUUGUUUACACGUAGUUUUAGCUUUUCUUUGUUCUAGAGUCGUUUUUUUUUUCAGCCUGCGAGCUAGCUAGCUAACGGAUCCGUUAAAAAAAAAAAAAAAAAGCCUGGUGUGUGACGUCACGGCGAACCUUCUAACGGACUUUUUUGUGUGUGUGUGUGUGUGAUUGAGUGGACAGGAAGGAGCGCUCGAGCCGACCGCCUUGAUCCCGCCCCCUGCUUUCCGCUCGAGCGCCUGACGUCACGGCAGGACUCUCACGCGCCGUGCGCUUGUAAACAGAUCCUCCCACGUGACCGAGUGGAGCAGCGCGCGAGCCCAGUCGACUCCCGCAUUGUCCUCUCUGCCUGCGGGACACAAAAGGCAAGAAGGCAAUAAAACAACAAAACAACAACAACAACAACAAACAACAAAGGCGAGAGUAUGUAAAACAAAACAAAACAAAUAGGUACUUCAGAGAGCAGGUGGAGAGGAAAGGAGGAGAAGAGGAGAAGAAAAGAAAGGAUGAGGAUGAAGAGAGACGGGCUUCAGUAUCAGACGGGCCGGAAACUGAAGUGUGCGCGCGAUGUUUAUUUUAAUCCACGGUUGUUUUGUAGUUUAGAGUUUGACGGUUUUCUUUAAAUUAUCGUUACGUCAUAAGGGAGACGCUUCACCGCGACGUCAUCAUCGAGCUGACAUCCGACAUCGAUCCCUUCUUUCUUUCUUUCUUUCUUUCUUUGUUGUUGUUUUUAUCCCGGGGUUUGUUUAAAGCGGGUGUUUUGUUAUUAGCCGCGGUUAGCUAACCGUCAGAUGUCAUUCACAAUGGAGGAGUCUCUGGAGUCCGGUUGGGUUUCUGUAAGGCCGAACGUCUUCGAGGAAAAAGAGAAGCACAAAUUCGUCUUCAUCGUGGCCUGGAACGACAUCGAGGGCAAGUUCGCGGUCACCUGCCACGACCGGACGGUGCAGAAGCGCAGCGCGGCGGCGCGGGACUCGGUGACGGAGGUGGCUGAAGGCGCGCUGCUUCAAGACAAACGUCCCGUGGCCUCGAAGAGCGCGCGAGAGAAAGCCUCGGAUAAAUCUAAGCCCACGCGAAGCCCGAGCAAAACCGCCGCGCUUGGUGACAUCGAGGUUCUCGAGCCCGCGUCCGUCGCUGUCGCCAUCACCGACGCACGUUCUCCGGACGACACGGACGACCCAGACGCCGGCGUCUCCCUCGUCAUCAUCGGCGGCGACUCGAGCUGGGCCGGCCUGUUCUCCUUCCAGGACCUGCGCGCGGCUCACGCACAGCUCUGCGCGGUCAACUCGGACCUCGAGCCGUGCCUGCCUCCGUUCCCCGAGCAGGAGCAGCAGUCGGCCAUGUGGUCGGUGUUGUUCGGGGUCCCGGAGGUCACGCGGCGCGACACGGAGGCGCUCUGCUACCAGCUGCAGGUGUACCUGGGCCACGCGCUGGACACGUGCGGCUGGAAGAUCCUCUCCCAGGUGCUGUUCGCGGACGGAGACGACUCGGAGGAGUACUACGAGAGUCUGAGUGAGCUGCGGCAAAAGGGCUACGAGGAUGCUCUGCAGCGGCAAAAAAAGCGCCUGCACGAGCUGUUGGAGAAGCAGCGAGGCAUGGAAAGCAUGGUGGAGCUGCUGCAGUUGUACUCGGAGCAGGACGAGGCGUACGGCGAUCUGGUGGAGGCCACCACUGAACUCUACCACUACCUGCUGCAGCCCUUCAGAGACAUGCGAGAGCUCGCCAUGCUGCGGCGACAGCAAAUAAAGAUCUCUCUGGAGACAGAGUAUCUGGGCCCGCGCCGGGUAGAGGCACUCAGGAGGGAGGAUGAGGAUUGGCAGAGGAAGGCCCAUACCGCAGUGCUGUCUAUCCAGGACCUCACUGUGAAGUACUUUGAGACUACGGCACGGGCACAGAAAGUGAUGUACGAGCGCAUGCGAGCUGACCAGAGGAAGUUCGGGAAGGCAGCGUGGGGCGCAGCAGUGGAGCGCAUGGAGAAACUGCAGUAUGCUGUUUCCAAGGAGACGCUGCAACUGAUGCGCGCCAAAGAGAUCUGCCUGGAACAGAGGAAGCAUGGGCUGAGAGAGGAGAUGCAGGGGCUACAGGGUGGGGAGGAUGCGAUGGCGCGUCUGGACCAGUUAGAGGCGCUGUACUAUGAGUUGCAGCUGCAGCUCUACGAGAUCCAGUUCGAGAUCCUGAAGUACGAGGAGCUGUUGCUGACUGCGCAGCUGCAGAGCCUGCGCAGACAGAUGACCGAGAGGCAGGACGAGGUUGUUUACUACGACACAUACGAAAGCCCUGACGCCCUGCAGGCCACUGACGACGCGUCUCUCGCUCCUGCGCCUCUGAGAGACGAGGUCACCCAGCUGCAGCAGAGGACGCGGCAGCUAGAGGCCAGGAGGGGACGCAUCACUGCCAAGAAAGCCUACCUCAAAACCAAAAAGGAAAUCUGCAUUGUCAAUCACACCCAGAAACUGCAGCAGCGCCAGAGCGGCCAGGACCACGACUCCCAGCAUGCUUUGCGGCAGCAGGAUGAAGAAGAGGAGGAGGUGAGGAAUACACGAGUCAGCCAAGAGAGACAGAAGACAUUGGACAGACUGCGCAGCUUUAAACAGCGCUACCCAGGCCAGGUCACCCUGAAAUCCACACGCCUUCGACUAGCACACGCUAGAAAGAAGAACGGCGCUGCCCAAACAACCGCGAAAGCGGCCCAGCCCCAGACGCAGGUGGCGAGCGUGCAGACGGACGACGCCCCGGCUUCUCUGAAAGACUCCACUGCUGUCCCGGAGCUCCAGAGACCUGAAGGAUUCAUGUCUUUACCCUCAAACAUCCCGCCCAUCCCAGAGACGCUCGGGCCGUCCUCCUUGCCCCCACUCACUGAGCGGAACGUUCUGGACUCUUCCACAUCUCCAAUCUCUCCCCCUCCUCCCCCUCCACCUCCUCCACCUCCUCCUCUCUCUCUGGAGGAUACGCCCGGACCAGGACAAGGACAAGCGCAAGGACAGGGACAAGCGAGCAGCCCCGUGUCUCAACCCAAAGCAGAAAGUCCUCUCGGCCCGUUCUCCCCUCGCUUCUUCGACAGCAGUCAGCUGGUGAACGCGCGCAAAAAGCUGAGGAAGACGUCCUCUCUGGAGUCGUCCCAGUGGAGGAGAGCGUCCUCUCCUAUGGACGAAGUCUUGGCCAGCCUGAAGCGCGGGAGUUUCCACCUGCGCAAAGCCGAGCUGCGCGUUCUUGCUCCAGAUCCAGACCAGGACGACGGGAACAACAUUCUGGCUCAGAUCCGGCGCGGCGUGAAGCUCAGGAAGGUGCGGCGUCACGAGCAGCAGCGCUGUCCAGAAUCCAGCGACCCGCUCACGCGCAGCAUCCACGAAGCCCUGCGCCGCAUCAAAGAGGCUUCACCUGAGUCCGAGUCUGAGGACGAGGGGCUGCCGUGCACCGACUGGGAGAGUUAGAUCACUCAGUGUAUACACACACACACACACACACACACACACACACAUAUACAUACAUACAUACAUACAUACAUACACUCACACUUUAGUGACCAGUGUAUAUAUUCAUAUAUGCACACAUCAGACACAUUUAAGAUUGUGAAAUUACAAUGCAGCACUGCUCGGGCUUAUCAUGGCCGUCAGGUUUAUGAAGGAAAAGCAUUGAAUAUGUUGUUUUGUAGCCAUGUACCCAGGACAUGGGCCUUGUUACAAACCGCUGUACCCAGGACAUGGGCCUUGUUACAAACCGCUGUCAGACUCAGACCACUGACCACACACCCACUGGGCUUAAAAAGCACAACCUUCAUAUGUGUCGUCUCGUCUUUCUCUCUCUCUCUCUCUCUCUCUCUCUCUCUCUCUCUUUCUCUUUCUCUCUCUCUCUCUCUCUCUCUCUUUCUCUCUGUGUGUUUUUCUCAGCUUCUGAUUUAACAUCCAGUCUUUGGUUCUAGCCACUGUUUAUAUUUUUAUUUCAUUUUUUGUCUGUUGUGGUAUCAGGAGACGAUACCAUGCUUCUCCUUUAAACAAACCAGUUCAUUUACAAUUCAUUUAUCAAUUCAGAAAUGAAAUACAAUCAUUCCACUGGUUUGGCUCUGAACGAUAUCAGACCCAUGGAAGUCGGUUCACGGCGGUCUCGUGAUUAAAAUUCCUGACGUUUAUAUUCCUGAAGCGAGCCAUGUCACCGCAGCAGCUCUGAAACCCAUGUUUAAGGUCUUUAUGUCCUUUUUUUUUUUUUUUUUUUCCUCAUUUCCGUUGUGGACGAUGUUGCAUUCCCUGGCUUUGCUUCUCUCUGCUUGGUUGAUAUGCAGAAGGAAAGAUUACAGCCGCAUUCAUUUUUUUAAAAAAAAAUUUCAUUGUGUUUAUUUACUGUCCUUUUCUCCAGCUUUUUGCUUGGUCACAGUUGGAGAAAAACACCGUCUGUGUAGUGAUGCACUGAUGCCACCUACAGCCAACAUCUUGUAUCUACACUGCUCACAAGUGCCGCUCUGUUUCAUUUUUUUAACUUGAUUUUUUUGUGUGUUUCUUUACUCAUAUAUAGUAUUUCUUUUUCGAUUGGUGUAGGUCUAUUUUGUUUUUCAUGUAUUCAUACUCAUUCACCAAGUUCAUUUCUUUUAUUGCUCAAGUCCAUAAUGUUUGUGUGUGAGUGUAUGUGCAUGUGUGUGUGCUAUUUUAUUAUUUUUUUUACAUUAAUUAUGGACACGCUGUCUGUGAACACAAGCACAGCACAUUUACAGACAUUUUUGUUGCAGCGUUUUCAUUCACGGUCCGCGUGUGACCUUCCGAUAUUCUUUUUUCCGUUUUGAGAAUGACAUAUUUAACUGACAUACUGACAUACUUAGGGCAGAAAGAAAGGUUUAUGAUUGGUUUUGUGCAACCAAUGACAUGACGACAUUAGAGUUAACUUGAGACACCUUCUUUCGCUAGCUACAAUAGGUCUCCAGAAAGUUUAAAGGGGCAGUUUGUCAUUUUUACAGCCCUCUCCUGCCUGCUAGUGGAAUUGCUAUUGCAAUUAAGAAAACUGACAAGCUUUCUUAAAGCUCCAACAAGCCCCGCCCCCGUUUCAUGAGUUGCCCAUGGGCAGCGCAGGGGAACUCAUUUCCAGGCCAGAAAAACUGAAGUCUGACCGAAGAAGCUAGCAAGAGCCAUUCCUUUCUUAUGAUAUUUAUGAAAUUAGACUGUUUUUUUUUCCAGGUUUAGAAACACUCUAACGCAUUACACGCUGCAGUUAAACAAAACACGAGGCUGAUUAGUGUUUACAUGUUUACUGGAUAUAAACACGUUUACUGCAAAUUAUUACGUAUAAACCAUGUCUUACGCUUUGCAAACAUAUCAACACAUUAAGUAGCUAGUAGAUACCAUUCUUAGCUAGCUAUAUUUGACUACUUUCAUAAAUAAUGUGUUUAUUGAAGAAAUGUGUCGGGAUCAGGAUCAUGUAUUGUUUACCUUUCUGAAGAGCUGUUGUAGCUAAGAAUGACUUGGUUGCACUGAAAUAAUUAUAAUUCCUUUCUCCCUUGUGAAGAGAUUUGGGUUAUGGUGCGUUCACAUCAUGUCAGAAUGAUAGAAAUUCUGAGUUUCUUAGACACGUCUUCAUCAAACAAGGUUCCCUUCACUGACAUUAUUUAACUCAUUAGUUAACAUGAACAAAACGAGAACGUCAGCAUUAAUACACCUUACGUAAUAUUAUCUAAUUGAUGGUUUUUACAAUAAUAAUAAACCAAAUAAUCCACCUGAGUUAACCAAAGUACACCAUCAGUAAGUAAAUUUAAACCCACAGGUUUUUUUUUUUUUUUUUAAAUUGGCAGUAAAUUAUCACCUAAAAUUAUUUAGAAACUUCUAAUUUUUGCUAUUGUACAGGUGUAUUACUUUAACAUUUAAACAAUUUUCAAUCAACAUAUGUGUUAACUUCUCUUGUUAGCAUUACGUUUGGCUUAUUAAUGCGAAGUUCAUCGUUUAUUAAUGUUAAUUAAUGCACUAAAUAAUUCAAGUUAAGGGAACUUUAAUGUAAAAAUCGUUACCCUUAUUACCACUUUCCAUUACCCUUGUAACCUUGUGACCAGUUGGAAAUACUGUGUAUAUAUAAAGAUAUGGAUUUAAUAUGGAAAGUCUGGAUUUAACCAAAUUUAACUCAGUUAGUAUUACUGUUAAACAUUCCAUAAGACUAUAGUGUAGCCAACUAAAGAAAUGUUUUUUUUGUUGUUGUUGUUUUUUUUUGGGCAUCUUAUUUACUAUAGAAUUACCGUUUACCCUACGUUCACUCUAGCUCACAGUUUGUCUCUUGUGGACGUGUAGCGAAUGUUACUUUUGUCGCUUCUGAGUGUGGACUGUCUGGCAUUUUUUAUUAGUUCUGAUGACAAACAGUUGUAGCUACAUGUAUGUAGCUAGCUAAACACAAAUUAAAACAGUGUGAAAAUUGGUUGUUUGAUUUACAUGUUACAUGCUAAGCUUCGUUGAGAGAUUUGCACAGCAAGCUAACUGUACUGACUACGUACGCUCACCAGAGACACUAGCGAUCUCCGCGACUUUGUUUCCGAGAUUUAUUUUUCUUCGUAAUGUCUCUAACGAGAGGUCGUAUAUGACAGGAUGAGAUGAAACCACGGUUAUAAGUUUUUCUUCGAUUUUUAAGUGUUGAACUAAUUGCAGGUAGCAACUGAAGUUGUGAGUGGGGAACUGAAGAAAAGUCGGACCAUUAUUCGAGCUGAUCAUUUUGAUUUGUCGCUUUACUGUCGUACUUAUUAUGCGUAGAAUUAGUUCAUAUAUCGCGCUGUAACUUUGUCACAUGUCGCUGUAGCAGAAAUCGCACCUCCGUGUUAGAAAUGAGCAAUGGUCGCUGCACACUUCACCACCUGCUAGUGUGAACACAGGGUUACUGUGAGUUGCCGUAAUUCUGACAUAACGCAAAUGCACUAUAAUCCCUAAAACCUCUCAGCCAUUUCCUGCAAAUUUCAAGAAAUAACAAAUCUCAUUAUCUCAAAGCCCUUCUGCCAGUUUCGCUUAUUUAAAAUCCAUCGACUUGCUCCUCAGUAUCGAAUGCUCUCUCUGUGAUGUAGCAGGAAGUCAUUUCCAGGACAUCAUUUUUAUAAAAUGACGUCCGACAUCCACACCUCCUCAGCUGUUCCGUGGCAAUUCCAAGUUUACGAUCGGAGAUUUUAUCCAGCUGCCUGUUACGGUGCUGCCUAAGGCGAAAUGUGGCCGAACGCCACAAGCGAUCAGCCAGCUAGCGCACUCUGAGAAGCCAGUAUUCUUCUCUGAGUACAGGACCAUGACGCAUUGCUUACUGUGUAACUGUGUUGAAGGAUUGCACCCUCGCGAGCUGAUCCGAGGUCAGUCGAUGCGUUUUUUUUACCCACGCUGCACUGGGAUCAGCUCGCCAAUGCUGUAGUUGUGGGAGUGAGAGGAUCUGCUGUCACUCUCCGGGCUGCACUUUUAUUUAAACACGUUUCCAUCAUUUGUACUGUAUUUAGUCUUUUUUUUUUUUUUUUUUUUUUUUAAAGAUUCAUUAAUACAUAUUCCACUUCUUUUUAAUCAUGUUAUUUGUGGUAUACAUUCUAUGCAUUGCUAUCUUAUGUCUUUAUAACACAUCCCUCAUCCCUUAAAAAAAAAAAAAAAAGAACAGAAAAAGUGUAUUUCUGGUCAUUUGUAAUGCAACACUACAGUUUCGAUCCCUCGACCUCAACAAAUACAAACCCAGAUAUCUAUAUGUGACUGACGAAGUCACUAGAAAUGUGCAAUAUUAUAGCAGAAACUGAAAAAUGCAUAUUUUUCAUGUGUAUUAUAAUGUAAUGAAACAGGAAAUCCAAAAAAAAAAAUUACAGCUGCAUGAUUGCUUAAAGUACAUGUAUUUAUUGAGCUUAAUAUUUAAAAAUCUAUAACUGUAAGGUAAAUGUAAAAGGUAAAUGAUUUUUUUUUUUUUUUUUUUAAUCUUUCUUUUUUUUUUUAAAUUUUAUUUUGCAUUUACAUUAUUUUCCCCCAAUCCAUUUUGUUCCUAAUACAUGUUUGGUAAUUCAAUUGCAUUUUCUCCCCUUAAAUGAAUAAAGACAGGUAGUAAAUGA
Molecule: messenger RNA, 8149 nt
Organism: Pangasianodon hypophthalmus (striped catfish)
Lineage: Eukaryota; Metazoa; Chordata; Actinopteri; Siluriformes; Pangasiidae
Gene: jmy
Product: junction mediating and regulatory protein, p53 cofactor
Exons: 10
Coding region: 927-3563 (878 amino acids)
Biological process (GO): 'de novo' actin filament nucleation; positive regulation of apoptotic process; Arp2/3 complex-mediated actin nucleation
Cellular component (GO): nucleus; cytoplasm
Molecular function (GO): actin binding; transcription coactivator activity; Arp2/3 complex binding
Source: RefSeq, a predicted model, not a curated record